AUGCCAGCAGCCGAAGGCAUCGUCCUGAUGCUGGAGUCGCAGUUCGAUGCCGACACAAUCCCAGAGGCAGCCAUACCAGCCAGCCACGCAUCCGACGCGUCUGACGACCCACGAUUAGUUGAUGUAUACGUCCCAUCCUACCUCGCAUCUCAGUUUUGGAUCUCAUGCACAAUCAACCCAGCCAUGCUCGCGCCAACCCAUGCGCCAACAAAGUACAUGUUCUUCAAGCUCGUCCUCGACGAGGAGUGUAUCGUCAGCUGGGGUGUCGGAGAGGCAGAAGUAUGGAAAGGCAAAACCAUGUGGGCGUUUUUCCGAGGAGAGGACCAUGGCGGUUGGCGUACUGUUGACAAGCGCGCCUUCUUCUUUCGCCCUACAGGCGACGACCAAGACUUCGACAUCCUUGCGUAUCGCGCCAGGGGAAGACGCAGGGCGUGCAGACAGUUCGACGAACAACCAUCCAUAGGCGAAAAGGGCUUCGAUCUUGUCAACUGGGGCCGUCUCAAGGAACAUCACCCUCAGAACUUCUAUCAGUAUGCUCUUCUGGAUCCACUUGACCAACCGUACGCGACCUUCCGCUAUCACAUACGAAGCGGUCCUCACAUCCACGCCCGUAGCUCCGAUCAGGACUUCGACCAAAGCAGCAACGACUCCUAUGUCAGCACAGCCGACCAGCCUUCGAGGCUGUCAGAAGAAUUACAAGACGCGUCGCAACUUCGCAGACUGUCUUACCCGCCGACCAUCUGUCUCGUCCCCACCUCUUCACGCACCGAGCCUUCGUCACCCACAAAGCUGGACGCAGAGAUGCCUUUUGCCUCAGAGCUGAAUAUGUCAAUUCUAGAUCCGGAUCCACCCAUCACGAUCGAGUCCCAACCAGAGCCUGAACAACCCACUACAGAAUCGCAGCCAGACGCCUUGGAGCAGGAGGAACAAGAGCGCAUGAGCAUUCCGGAGACGGUCGUUCGAAAGUACUCGGUGCAAACGCCUACACCUCUGGAGACAGGACAGCAGUUAACGGAUACAUCACCAUCAAGCCUCCGAAAGCGCAGCGGAGCAAUGAUCAAGGGUUGGUUUGGAAGCAUUUCUAAGAGAAGAGCUACCAGAUCAACAUCCCCUGUCCGUCCGUCCUUGUCGCACAAGACCAGCUCGGCGUCCCUGUCUUGA
Aureobasidium vineae is the source of this 1161-nucleotide messenger RNA. The record is from the annotation of a GenBank genome assembly. NCBI's taxonomy places the organism in Eukaryota, Fungi, Ascomycota, Dothideomycetes, Dothideales, Saccotheciaceae.